Strongylus vulgaris is the source of this 381-nucleotide messenger RNA. The record is from the annotation of a GenBank genome assembly. NCBI's taxonomy places the organism in Eukaryota, Metazoa, Nematoda, Chromadorea, Rhabditida, Strongylidae.
AUGCUCGCUUCCUUGCUUGCAGCGUUUCUCAUCUUGCACAUUCACGCUCAUGCACCAAGUGCUGUCAUUAUUCCAGCACAUCAAUUUGUCGCACCCCGAUAUGUAGCAAUAGGAGGAAGUGGUGUUCGUCAGGCCAACAUUUACAGCCCCGUCUGGCCACGAAUGAUCACCGCGGCAAAUGCAGAUGUAAUGUACGGAAGCCAAGAGAUCGCAGAUUUCCUAGGAAUUCCGGCAUUCUAUUGGAUGAUAUUGUUUUUUAUCUCCGUUAUUGUGACAGCUGUUGGUUUACUAUCGCUAAUUGUAUUCUUCAUAAGGCGUCAACAAGAAAGCUUAAAACGAGUUGAACAACGUCGCUAUAAGGCAUAUUGCAUGCCAUUGUAA